Molecule: messenger RNA, 1611 nt
Organism: Eutrema salsugineum
Lineage: Eukaryota; Viridiplantae; Streptophyta; Magnoliopsida; Brassicales; Brassicaceae
Exons: 3
Coding region: 1-1611 (536 amino acids)
Source: RefSeq, a predicted model, not a curated record
AUGGUGGCGGGAGAGCUCCAGAAUGCAGUGAAUCUCAAAGACCUCGUCCCUAAUGAGCCAAAAGAGGGAACCGAGCCGAGCGGCGCGGCAGAACCCGCAAAUCCUCCCCGACGGGGCGAUAACACCAAGCGCGACAGGAAAGGCGAACCCGAAGAGCGACCCGAGCCGAGACAAAGGAUCAACAUGAUCAUAGGCUUAUCAGCGCCGAGCCGAGCCGAAUACAGUGAUCUGAAUACAGUGAUCUCCUUCGCCGAAGAGGAAACGGCUAGGAUAGAUAGACCGCACAACGAUCCACUAGUGAUUGAAUUGACGAUCAGAGACCACGAUGUAGCGAGAGUACUCAUCGAUACUGGGAGCUCGGUGAAUGUCAUUUUCAGGGAGCCACUCAGAAGGAUGGGAAUCGAUCUCUCCGAGGUGACGGCGAUCCCCAAACCUCUAACCGGAUUUUCAGGAGAAACAACAAUGACUAUGGGCACAAUUAGGGUCCCUGUGGUAGCCGGAGGAGUCACUAGGAUCAUCGAAUUAUGCGUCACCGAUCACCCGGCAAUCUACAAUGUGAUCAUGGGAACUCCAUGGAUCAACGCGAUGAGGGCGAUCCCUUCCACCUAUCACCUCUGCCUCAAAUUCCCAACUCCAGCAGGCAUCAAAACGAUUUGGAGAAGCCAGAAGGAGUCGCGAAUGUGUUGCUUGGCAGAGCACAAGUUCAGAAACCCCGUCACCGAUGCACGAGCAGACAUCGCGGAGAGCCGCGAAACACGUGCCGAGCCGGUAUGUGACGUGGUGGACUCGGUGUGCAUAGACGAGGAGCGUCCAGAACGACGCGUUGAAAUCAGAACUAAGCUAGAGGAGCCUCUGAGAAGCGAGCUUCUUUCCCUCUUCAAGGAGAACAUCGACACUUUUGCCUGGACAACGGAGGAUAUGCCAGGUAUAAGCAUCGACGUGACCUGUCACGAGCUGAACGUGGACCCCACCUUCAAACCAAUCAAGCAAAAAAGGAGGAAGCUCGGGCCCGAACGAGCUAAAAUAGUUAAUGACGAAGUGGAAAGAUUGCUCAAAGUAGGAUCAAUCGCCGAGGCCAAAUACCCGGACUGGCUCGCGAAUCCGGUGGUUGUGAAGAAGAAGAACGGCAAGUGGCGGGUCUGUGUAGAUUUCACUGAACUCAACAAGGAGUGCCCAAAAGACAGUUUCCCACUACGACACAUCGACCGGCUCGUCGAGGCCACCGCGGGAAACAAGUUAUUAACAUUUAUUCACGCGUUUUCUGGUUACAACCAAAUCCUGAUGGAUCCCGACGACCGAGAAAAGACGGCGUUCAUAACUGAUCGCGGGAUAUACUGCUACAAAUUCAUGACGUUCGGACUCAAGAACACAAGGGCAACAUAUGAGCGGCUCGUCAAUAAAAUGUUCGCAGAUCAGCUCGAAAAAACCAUGGAGGUAUACAUCGAUGAUAUGUUGGUCAAAUCACUCGAGGAAAAAGACCAUGUCGCGCAUCUACGAGAAUGCUUCGAGCAGUUGAACAAACACAACAUGAAAUUAAACCCGGCGAAGUGCAGAUUUGCGGUUACCUCGGGAGAAUUCCUUGGCUACCUGGUGACCCACCGAGGCAUUUAA